Lodderomyces beijingensis is the source of this 1779-nucleotide messenger RNA. NCBI's taxonomy places the organism in Eukaryota, Fungi, Ascomycota, Pichiomycetes, Serinales, Debaryomycetaceae. The record is from the annotation of a GenBank genome assembly.
AUGUCUACCCCUUUGCAAAGACUCAAAUGGGGGUUUCUUCCCGUGCGUCGAGUAGUCGAUGAAGACGAAAAUGGCCAAUUUAUACCGCAGCCAAGUGAGUCCCUUGACAUUGACAACGGGUCAGGCCCCGAGUCAUUCCAAGUCGAUGCCAAAUCUGAGUCAUCGCAAAUCAUCGCUUCCAAAGAAGUCGAGCUCGACAGUUCCCCAGAUGCAUCCACCACAUCUUCAUCAGCGCUCGAAUAUCGAGACGAAGCAAAUCGUCCCUGGUGGAAGUUCUUUGACGAGUACGAAUACCGGGUCAAUCGACACACAAAGCACGCGCGCAAAUGGUACCAUUGGUUCCACGACGACGAUACACCAGAGGAACGCCGCGUGAUCCUCAAGAUUGACCUCUUGUUGACUUUGUACUCGAUCAUGGCGUACUGGGUCAAGUAUCUCGACCAGACAAACUUGACCAACGCAUACAUUGGCGGCUUGAAAGAAGGGAUCAACAUGCAAGGCAACGACCUUGUCAACACGCAAGUGAUAUUCAGUGUCGGCAACAUUGUGUUCCAGUUGCCGUUCAUGUACGUCUUGUACGCGAUGCCGCUCAACUAUGUCUUGCCCACGCUCGAUAUCUGCUGGUCGAUCGUGACGGUGUGUUUGUCGCAGGUUACAAAUGUAGCUGAGUUGAAGGCGUUGCGGUUUCUCGUUGGCGCGUUCGAGGCGCCGAGCUAUAUUGCGUACCAUGCCUUGUUUGCCUCGUGGUUCCGAGGAAGCACGGGCGAGAUCUCGCGGAGGGCUGGUUUCUAUUAUUUGGGGCAGUAUUUGGGCAUCUUGACGAGCGGGUUGUUGUCUGGUGCCAUCGAGAGGAACUUGGGCGGCAAAGCUGGACAUGAACCAUGGCAAUGGAUUUUUAUCGUUGAUGGGAUCAUUAGCAUUGCCGUUGGUAUCAUUGGUUAUUACAUGAUCCCCGGCACACCUCAAGAUUGCUAUAGUAUUUUCUUGAGUGAUGACGAGAUUAGAAUCGCGAGACGCAGAAUGCAAAAGGAUCAAAAGGAUUACAAACCAAGAGAAAAUGUCGUCAAGUAUUUCUUCGACCCCAAGAUAUGGAAACAGAUCUUUACCAGCUGGCACUUUUACGUUCUCGGAUUAUGGAACAUUUUCUGCUGGAACAACUCCAACGGUUCCUCCGGCGCAUAUGCGCUUUGGUUACAGUCACUCAAGAACGACCAAGGCCAACCGAGGUUCAACCCGGGCCAACUACAAGAUUACACCGCGCUCACGCCAGCACUAGGCCUCAUAUGGUUGAUCUUGACGUGCUGUUUUGCCGACUUGUUCAAUUCGAGAUGGGGCGCCAUCUUAUUUUCCCAGGUGUUCAACGUCUUGGGCAACGUUUUGCUCGCGGUGUGGAACAUUCCCGAGGGGGGCAAAUGGUUUGCGUGGUGCUUGCAAUAUUUCGGCUGGGCCAUGGCCCCCGUGUUGUAUUCGUGGCAAGGGGACAUUUGCCGGAAGGAUAUCCGGGAGCGACAAGUGGUUUUGGUCUCGAUGAAUAUAUUGGCGCAGCAGUCCACUGCAUGGAUCGCUGUCUUGGUGUGGAAAACAGUGGAAAGCCCGCGCUUCUUGAAAGGUUACAGCUUCACUGCGUCGAGCGGGGUCGCCUUGAGCAUAUGGACACUCGUGGUGCUUUGGUUUUACAAGCGUCAAGAAAAACAAGGCGCUAGGGAAAACGGCAUUGUCAUUUACAACUCUGCCAAAGGUGAAACUGCUGAUGACAUGGAAAAAAAUUACAGUCAAUAA